AAAAAAUUAUAAAAAGAGAAAAAAAGGGAAAUUUCCCAGAUACUAACUUGAAAGUUCUUGGAUAUUUCUCAAAAGAAAACCAAAAAAAGCUGAGAUUUUUAUUUAAUUUUCCCGCUUUCUUGUUCUUCUUUAAUCUUUUUGUUGGAAUCCCUUUUGAGAGUUAAAGAAAGAAUCCCUUUUUAUUUUUAAUUUUUGGUUGGAUUUUAGUAAAGAUUCAAUUAGGGUUAGAUCAGAUCAGAUCUGAAGAGGGGUUUGUGUGUUUUGAGCAGAGAAAAUGCAGAGAAAGUUUAUGGAGAAAAGGGGAUUAGAUCCCAGUAGUAGUGAAGAAGGUCAACCUGAAAAGAAAAGACCAGCUCUUGCUAGUGUCAUUGUUGAAGCUCUGAAGGUGGAUAGUUUGCAGAAACUUUGUUCAUCGUUGGAGCCUAUUCUUCGACGAGUUGUUAGUGAAGAAGUUGAGCGUGCGUUAGCAAAGUUGGGUCCGGCGAAACUUAGUGGAAGGGUUUCUCCUAAACGAAUAGAAGGUCCCGACGGAAGAGAGUUACAGCUACACUUCAGGUCCAAGUUAUCACUUCCUCUUUUCACAGGUGGAAAAGUAGAAGGAGAACGAGGCGCAGCAAUCCACGUCGUAUUAAUCGACGCCAACACGGGCCAUGUUGUAACAACCGGCCCGGAAUCCUCCAUCAAACUAGAUAUCGUUGUGCUCGAAGGUGAUUUCAAUAACGAAGACGAAGAAGGAUGGACUCAAGAAGAAUUUGAAACUCACAUGGUAAAAGAACGAGAAGGAAAACGACCGCUUUUGUCUGGCGAACUACAAGUUGUACUAAAAGAGGGUGUCGGGACGUUAGGGGAGUUGACUUUUACUGAUAAUUCUAGUUGGAUAAGAAGUAGGAAGUUUAGGCUCGGGCUUAAAGUUGCGUCGGGUUAUAGUGAAGGGCUUCGUAUUCGUGAAGCUAAAACAGAUGCUUUCACUGUUAAAGACCACCGAGGAGAACUUUACAAGAAACAUUAUCCACCCGCUCUAACCGAUGAUGUUUGGAGAUUGGAGAAGAUCGGUAAAGAUGGAUCUUUUCACAAGAAGCUAAACAAAUCAGGCAUAUAUAGCGUUGAAGAUUUUCUUCGUCUCGUAGUUAGAGAUCCAAAGAAGCUGAGAAAUAUAUUGGGCAGUGGAAUGUCAAAUAAGAUGUGGGACGUUCUUGUGGAGCAUGCAAAGACUUGCAUUUUGAGCCCCAAACUUUAUGUUUACUAUUCUGAUGACAUGCGUAACGUUGGCGUUGUAUUCAAUCACAUCUAUGAGUUAAGUGGUUUAGUGGCGGAUGGCCAUUAUUAUGCAACCGAUGCCCUUUCCGAUAAUCAAAAGGUGUUUGUAGACACCUUGAUGAAGAAAGCAUAUGAUAACUGGAUGCAUGUGGUGGAAUAUGACGGAAAAUCAUUUUUAGGAGCUCUUCAAGUAAAAGCACCCGCUCCACAAAUCGAUAUGGGGAUGGGCCCACAAAACUAUUCAAAUUCCUUUGAUCAUCAACAUCAGCUCAGUCUACCACCACCGACCGCUCAAGAACAACCUACUUCAAAUCCAGGUGUCACCACUGGAGGUUACGAUACGACUAGAUACACCGUGGAUUCACAGAACAUGAAUUUGAAUGCACCCACUCAAUACGAUACAGCUUCGUUCACUUUUCACAAUCCGUUGAUCAACGGUUCACAACAGCCCGCUGCGAACGAUAACAACGUCCUGGCUCUUGGAUUAACGCAACCAUCCGCUUCCAAUUUCCUUUCUGGCAACACCAACACGUUGAAUUUGAGUUCUUCGUUUAGAGGACUAGACGAUUACUUCCCCGAAGAAGAAAUCCGUAUGAGAAGUCAUGAAAUGCUUGAAAACGAAGAUAUGCAGCAUUUGCUUCGGUUAUUCAACAUGGGCAACGGUGGGGCCCAUGGUCAAACCUCGGGUAGUCAUGUUAACGAAAACUAUUAUCAGUAUACAUCAGGUUAUAUGCCGAACACACCUUCUAACUUCGGGUAUGGAUUCGAUGUGGAUAAAACCCGUUCUUCUGGGAAAGCUGUAGUCGGGUGGCUUAAACUCAAAGCGGCGUUGAGAUGGGGCAUUUUCAUAAGGAAACAAGCAGCCGAAAGAAGGGCCCAGAUCGUUGAACUGGAAGAAAUUCCGUAACUAAGGUAACCUCGUUUGGUUUUGAUGUUUUGAAGGCUUCUUUGGCGGUUAAUUGCAGUUGACAUAAAGAAGAAGUCUUGGUAUGUUGUAUAGUGAUAAAACUUUGUUUCAGUUUUUCACUUGUUUGAAGGCGAUGGCCGGGCAUGCUCUUAUCUGAAAGCCCAGAAAAAGCCGAGCUUUUGGAAUACAAAAAAGUUGAAUCUAGUUUAUAUAGUGAUUGAUGAUUUGUUGUAUGUUGUGUUAGUUUUCGUGUCGUGUCGUUAAGAUGUAACAUUAACAACUUUUUGUUGUAUGCUAUGAUGUGAAUUCUAAUAAUAGAACAACCUUUGUUUUUGGUGUU
Helianthus annuus (common sunflower) is the source of this 2504-nucleotide messenger RNA. RefSeq names its product calmodulin-binding protein 60 B. Gene Ontology annotation, biological process: regulation of salicylic acid biosynthetic process. Gene Ontology annotation, cellular component: nucleus. The coding region runs from base 275 to 2164 and encodes 629 amino acids. The transcript has 8 exons. The record is from RefSeq and is a predicted model, not a curated record. Gene Ontology annotation, molecular function: sequence-specific DNA binding; DNA-binding transcription factor activity; calmodulin binding. NCBI's taxonomy places the organism in Eukaryota, Viridiplantae, Streptophyta, Magnoliopsida, Asterales, Asteraceae.